Penicillium bovifimosum is the source of this 741-nucleotide messenger RNA. RefSeq names its product GNAT family N-acetyltransferase. The coding region runs from base 1 to 741 and encodes 246 amino acids. Lineage: Eukaryota; Fungi; Ascomycota; Eurotiomycetes; Eurotiales; Aspergillaceae. The record is from RefSeq and is a predicted model, not a curated record. The transcript has a single exon. Gene Ontology annotation, molecular function: protein-N-terminal-alanine acetyltransferase activity; protein N-terminal-serine acetyltransferase activity.
AUGUUCUCAGAGUCACAACCCUUAGGCGAACCAGUCCUCGCCCCCCAAGCCCAACUCCCACCCGCCAACCCCAAACCCCUAGUGGGCCGAACCGUCACCCUCGAAAAACUACUCCCAACCCACGCCACCGACCUCUUCCCCCUAAUCGGCGGACUGUCCAAAUCAGCCCAAUCCCUCUGGACCUACAUGUCCGACGGACCCUACCCAACCCUCGCCCCCUUCAAAACCUCCAUCACCUCAAAAUCCGCCUCCACAGACCCCUUCUUCUUUGCCAUAAUCGACCAGCGCCCAGACCUCCCCACAACGGGAAAAGCAAUCGGCUAUCUCUCGCUAAUGCGCAUGACCCCUGAACAUCUAUGCAUUGAAAUCGGGAAUGUGAUGUUCUCGCCUGCGCUGCAGCGCACGACCGGUGCUACGGAGGCGGUUUUUCUGCUUCUUGAUUAUUGUUUUGAGCUGGGGUAUAGGAGGGUGGAGUGGAAGUGUGAUUCUUUGAAUGAGGCUUCGAGGAAUGCGGCGACGAGGCUUGGGUUUGGGCCUGAGGGGAUUCACAAACAGCAUAUGGUUGUUAAGGGGAGGAGUAGGGAUACGGCUUGGUUUUCUAUGCUGUGGGAGGAGUGGGAGGAGGGUCGGAAGUUGGCGAUUGUGGAGUGGAUGGGUGUUGAGAAUCGUGGGGUGGAUGGGAAGCAGUUACUGGGGUUGAGGGAUGUGAGGAAUUUUAUUUUUAUAGAUAAGGGUUGGUGA